CAUCCCUUCGCUAUCCCGGGAAAAGCGAAGUUCGCCUCGUGGCCGCAGUAAUAGCGGGGGGCGAUAACGAGCUGCCCGGACCCUUUUAGCUGCUGCACCAAAGCGGAAGUACUUGGUUGGUCCGCGAAGGCCGAGAUCAACGCUAGCUAACGCUAGCCGAGCAGCAAGAUGGCCCACAGGCUGCUGGUACGUAGACUCUGGACUCUCUCUGGGAAAGAUAUCCGCUGCCUCCCAGCGUCCUCCUCUUCCUCCUCUUCUUCCUUUUCCACCUCGCUGCAGACCGCCCCGACGCGGGUCUCCUUCCUCUCCCCCCCCCGCACUCUGGCUCGCUCCCUCCCUCAGGCCUCCCGCCGCGAGGUCUCCUUUAACGUCCAGGACCACGAGGACUUCACAGACAGGGUCAUCAAGAAUGAACUGCCCGUGCUCGUCGACUUCCAUGCACAGUGGUGUGGUCCCUGCAAGAUCCUCGGGCCGAGGUUGGAGAAGGCCGUCGCCAAACAGAAAGGCCGCGUUGCCAUGGCGAAGGUCGACAUCGACGAUCACACAGACCUGGCUAUAGAAUACGGGGUGUCCGCCGUUCCCACGGUAAUCGCCAUCCGGGGAGGUGACAUCGUCGACCAUUUUGUGGGGAUCAAAGACGAUGAAGAGCUGGACUCGUUUGUCAGCAAGAUCAUCGAAAAAUAACCCCGUUACUGUGCUGUCUCCUAUGAUUGUCGGCGGCCAUCUUGAGCCACUUUAGCAACAGCCGCCACCUUCCCAGCCGCUCACACCCAUCCCUCGACACACCGCUCCAGCUGUGCAUGGUCGCGUCUGUCUUUGUCUCUUUGUGUUUGUUUGGGUUUUAUUGUCUAGAGAUGGGUGUGUGCUUCCCUUAAACCUUUUUAGUUCAUGCUCCAUUUUUGCAGCAGUUCUGUUUCUCUUUAAUAAUGUGACGGCUCAUUUACAAGAGCAGCCAGGCCGGUGUGUACUUUACAUUUUCCUGUAAAAGUCUGUAGAAGUGAAAACACGCCGCUGUGCUGCACUCAUACUGUACUACACGAGGGAUGAAGAUUUGUAGUUUUAGCCGUGAGGAGGAUUUAAGUUAACAGCUGACGACAGUGAAUGAGGUUUUGUGACGGUUACCUGUAGUUCCUGCUUUUGUCCACACGGUGGCGCGUGUUCUCCAACAUCACAAAGCCACACAUGGUUAUUUUACACCAGGAUGCCUAAUAAUAAUGUGAGAGAGGAAGAUGUUUGUGUGUCUCUGGAUCAUGACUGUGAAACUUAAGUCGAGGGGGAAUCUCAAAUGUGAGUUUGAUUUUAGUUUAAUUACUCAAAAGAACUCGUAUGUACCAGAAACAUGACCAAGGGAAGUAAUAAAGGUGUCCAAAGAA
Etheostoma cragini (Arkansas darter) is the source of this 1373-nucleotide messenger RNA. RefSeq names its product thioredoxin 2 (gene txn2). Gene Ontology annotation, molecular function: protein-disulfide reductase activity. Bases 169 to 684 code for a protein of 171 amino acids. The record is from RefSeq and is a predicted model, not a curated record. Gene Ontology annotation, biological process: cell redox homeostasis. Gene Ontology annotation, cellular component: mitochondrion. The transcript has 4 exons. Lineage: Eukaryota; Metazoa; Chordata; Actinopteri; Perciformes; Percidae.